Messenger RNA from Episyrphus balteatus (marmalade hoverfly), 1431 nucleotides. RefSeq names its product putative inorganic phosphate cotransporter. Gene Ontology annotation, cellular component: plasma membrane. The coding region runs from base 1 to 1431 and encodes 476 amino acids. The record is from RefSeq and is a predicted model, not a curated record. Lineage: Eukaryota; Metazoa; Arthropoda; Insecta; Diptera; Syrphidae. Gene Ontology annotation, molecular function: transmembrane transporter activity. The transcript is spliced from 4 exons. Gene Ontology annotation, biological process: monoatomic anion transport; transmembrane transport.
AUGACGGUCAAAUCAUUUUCGCUGAUCAAACGGGGACCAAUUUUUGGAGUUCGGCAUGUUCAAGCAUUAUUUCUAUUCAUAUGCUGCACUUUGGGAAUUCAAAUGCGAGUCAAUGUUUCUGUAGGAAUUGUUGCAAUGACAAAUGCAAACUCAACAAACGCUGAUUUUCCAGAAUUCGUUUGGAGUGAAGCAGAAAAAUCCUACAUGUUAAGUAGUUUCUUCUGGGGAUCAUUGUGUACACAAUUCCUGGGUGGAUACCUAUCCAGUCAAUAUGGAGCAAAGCAACUUCUUCUAGCUUGCACGCUAGGAGUAUCCCUCCUGAGUCUUCUAACUCCAACAGCUGUUAUUUAUGGAGGUUGGCAGCUAUUUUGUGUCGUUCGUGUCUUUCAAGGAAUAUUUCAAGGUGUUAUGUUUCCUUGCUUUUAUUCUCAUCUUGCCAAAUGGUGCCCCGUUGAGGAACGAAAUCUUCUCGGUGGAAUCACCCAAACCGGAAUGGAUAUUGGUUCAGCUUUAGGAUUUGCUGUCAGUGGUUUAGUAGCAGCUUCGGAUCUCGGCUGGCCUGGGAUGUUUUAUAUCCCAGGAAUACUUGGAAUACUAUGGUCGAUUUUGUGGAUACAUUUUGGAGCAAACAGUCCAGAAGAAUGCCGAAUAAUUUCUUUGGCUGAGAAGAAAAAGAUUCAGCUCUCACUUGAACAGCCAAUAAAUUCUAGCCGAAAUAAAGCCGUUCCAUGGAAAGCGAUAUUCACUUCGGUUCCAUUUUUGGCUUUGACUGUGGUAAAAAUUGCUAUUGCUGCUAGUUUCUUCACUUUGAUGCAACAAGUUCCAGCUUACAUUCAUGGAAUCUUCAAAGUUGGCAUCAAAAUGAACGCUGUUUACUCUGCGAUUCCUUAUGUUUUCAUGUGCGUUCUUUCGUAUGUUUUUCUAAUUGUUGCUGACACUUUUACGAAAGGCGAUGAUGUUAACUCAAUAGCUUGUUGGAUUCCAGCAGCAGCUUUGGUCGCAAUGGGCUAUGUGAGUGUGGAACAUGUGGCAACGAGUGUGACUUUGCUGAUUAUUGCAGUAUCAGCGUGUGCAGCUCAAGUUAUUGGCAGCAGCUUAAAUCAUAUUGAUCUAGCUCCUGAUCAUGCGGGGAUUCUUUUUGGAAUCACCAACACUUUGGCAAAUGCUGUCGGUAUAGUUUCACCACUUUUUGUUGGGAUUAUUGUUUCGGAUGAGGGCAAUCGAUUACAAUGGAGGGUAGUUUUCAUUGUUAUUGCUGUGAUAUUAUUUAUUGGUAAUUUAAUUUAUGUGAUAUUUGGGAAAAUGGAAAAACAACCUUGGAACGAGAGUCAAGAUGAAGUUGUUGACAGUAAAAAUGAUGUUGAGAAGGCACCAGGUGCUACAACAACUGUGGAAGAACUCAACUUUCCUAGAUUUAAGUUUAUAGCAUAA